AUGGCCUCUGGCCGCACGUACACCCUCCUUUCCGCGGCGGGGCCGUACACUUCCCCCACUCCUGGCACACUCGGCGGUCACCGGCGCAGCCGCAUCUACGGGCGCCUCGACUGUCCCUCGGCACUACGCGCAAUUGCACGGGGCGAGUACGUUACGCACCGCGUCUUCUUCGCGGACGAGGCGGCAGCAAUCGAGGCCGGGUUCAGGCCGUGCGGCGCUUGUAUGCGCGACAAAUACCAAGCGUGGAAGAAGGCCGGAUGA
Cutaneotrichosporon cavernicola is the source of this 261-nucleotide messenger RNA. RefSeq lists its product as uncharacterized. Gene Ontology annotation, molecular function: DNA binding; methyltransferase activity; zinc ion binding. The record is from RefSeq and is a predicted model, not a curated record. Lineage: Eukaryota; Fungi; Basidiomycota; Tremellomycetes; Trichosporonales; Trichosporonaceae. Gene Ontology annotation, biological process: DNA repair; regulation of DNA-templated transcription. Bases 1 to 261 code for a protein of 86 amino acids. The transcript has a single exon.